Molecule: messenger RNA, 4088 nt
Organism: Gordionus sp. m RMFG-2023
Lineage: Eukaryota; Metazoa; Nematomorpha; Gordioida; Chordodea; Parachordodidae
Exons: 16
Coding region: 116-3538 (1140 amino acids)
Biological process (GO): protein phosphorylation
Molecular function (GO): ATP binding; protein tyrosine kinase activity; protein binding
Source: RefSeq, a predicted model, not a curated record
UUAUUUCAAUUAAUAAUAUACGCCAAUUAUUCUUAAUCACAAUGUUUAGCUUUUGGCGUUAAUAUUAAACAUUUUAUUAUCCUUUAAAUGUCAAAUAAGAUAUUUAAAACAUAGUAUGGGCACUCCACUGAGCAAGCAAAAUACUAAUGAAGAAGUUAAAAGUAAGGGUUGGAGUUUUCAAAAAAGUUCUGAAAUGAACUGUGAGCUCAAAUCAAGAAUAAGUGAAUUUGAAGAUAUCAUUGAUAAUAACUCACGUUUGAUGUUGUCUCUUUCACAAAAACAGGAUAGUUUACCAGACUCAAUCCUCAGGUUCAAUAAUUUUAAUCAAUCAUCUAUUCCUUUUGGUGGCAUUGGAAAUUUCAAUGAUUUAUUAAUCCAUAAUACAUUUAAAUCUAUACCAAAGGCCCAUAUAAUCCCAUGUAAUCCAGAUACAAAUAUUGUAAAUAUCAACAAAUCUUAUGAAAGCAAAGACUUGGAGCAUAACACAAUUUUACAUAAUAACAAUAUUAUAAACAACUCAGAAUUAAUGAACAUAAAUUCAUUAAAUAACAAUGAUAUUUCUUCAAAUAAUUCAAACACAUUCAUGUCACCUUUGCUUUCAACUAAAAAAAAAGUAUUACCAUUUAAUCCCAAUGCUUUAUCCCCACUAGUUAACAGAAACACAAAUUCUCCAGUGGAUAGAUGUGAGGAACGUCUGAAAAACCUUAAACUCGUUUUGCUUUACGAUUACAACGUCACCGCGCCUAAUCAAUUCCUUUUGAAAAAAGGUCAAAUACUCGAAUACGUGAGUCAGUCCAAACAGAAGGAUUGGUACAUGAUCAAAGCGCCUAAUUCCCUAGAUUGUCAUAAAUCCGCUCAAAUGACCGGCUGGGUUCCGGCCAAUUUCUUAUCGCCCGCCUGCAACGACCUCAAAGAUACCCGCGACGAAUUGUUCCCUUGGUACCAUGGUUCCCUCUCUCGCAAAAGGGCGGAAGAACUUUUGGCAUCUACCCCGGGAUCCGGAAACGGCCACUUCAUAGUGAGAGAGAGCGAAUCACUUCCGGGUCAAUAUUCGGUCUCCCUGAGGUUCAAUGACAAGGUCUACCAUUACAGGAUCAAUAACACGGGUUCAUCUUCUGCCCCAUCCUCCACGUCCAUUACCUCGUCGUGCGUGCCCGCGUCGCAAAGACAAACGGGCGGUACCUCGAACUCCACGAGUUUCGACUCGAAAUCGGCCCCCAAAAAGUCAGCCGAUAUGUUUCUCCACGCCCUCAAGCUAGACAGGGUCAAUCAUCACAAGGACGAUAAAAAUUACAAGAAUUGCAAAGUUGGCGCCAAUAAUUCCGGGAAAACCGAGAGUAAGACAAGCGACGAUAGCUACGAACGCGACGAAGAAGAAGUGAAAAAGAUCGGCCAAUCGAUUAGCGAUUUAACGCAGAAUAAAUACUUUAUAGUAGCCGAAAACUGUUUCGGAACUUUGGCCGAAUUAAUUCACCACCACUCUUUUCGGGCCAAUGGCUUGGUGUGCCCCCUGCUGCACCCCCUAACCAAAAAUUAUCCUGUAUUACCACCCUCUUCCGUCGCUAACAACUACCCUAUCCCCGGUUCGACGUCAGCCAAUCUAGGUGUUAGUAGCCAUUUUGUUCCUAACGCCCUCCGCCUUACCAACGGUGGCGAAGUGUCCCUCUUGCAAAACGGUUGCGGUGGUGGGAACGAUAAAAGUUUAAGUCAUCGUAAAGAGGCUGCGGGCAAAGAUAAUUUAAUUCCCCGAAACGACCCCGUUUCGAGCGACCCUAAUAAAAAAUCCAUUCAUCCGCCAGAGUAUUGCAAUGAUGAGCUUAGCCGACGGUUGAACGCGUUAGAGAUGGAUCGGGAUCUUAUCACGCUUAAACACAAAAUCGGGUCAGGCCAAUACGGCGAUGUUUAUCAAGCCAAUCUGUUUAGCAAUUCCGCGAACAAUCAAUCGAGUCUGGUCAAGGUGGCCGUUAAAACCUUAAAAGAAGAAACGAUGGCCUUUAACGAUUUUUUGCAAGAAGCUUGCAUCAUGAAAGAAAUGAAGCACCCAAAUUUGGUUCAGUUGCUAGGUGUGUGUAUCAAAUGCGCUCCUUAUUACAUUAUAACCGAAUACAUGGGAGGCGGCAACUUGUUGGAGUACGUGCAGAAGCUAAAUUCGGCUUCUUCGUUGAUGAACGCCGAAACGGAAAGGAAUUUGAUUGAUAUGUCAGCUCAAAUAGCCUCUGGCAUGGCCUACCUGGAAACCAGGAAUUAUAUUCACAGAGAUCUAGCCGCGCGAAACGUUUUAGUUUCCCGAUCCAGCUCGCCAAAUAACCCCGUGUUGUUACAAACCCACUCACCCACCCAAAACGCGAUUAGCAAUAACGACAGGGAAACGACCAGUAGUAAGUUUACCUGCAAAGUGGCCGAUUUUGGGUUGGCCAGAAAACUUUCGCCUCAAACCGCUUUUUAUUGCGCUAAACCCGGCGCCAAAUUUCCCAUAAAAUGGACGGCCCCCGAGGGCUUGGCGCGUAACAAAUUCUCAGCCAAAUCCGACGUUUGGGCGUUUGGCAUAUUACUAUGGGAGAUAUUUAGCAUGGGAAGCCAGCCAUACCCUUCCGUGGAAUUGAGUCAAGUCUUGCAAUUCUUGGAGAAGGAUUACAGGAUGUCAAGACCCAGCACCUGUCCAGAGAACGUAUACUCCCUUAUGCUGAAAUGCUGGAUCUGGGAACCCAAUGAAAGACCCACGUUUCAAAAUUUGCACGCACAGCUGCAGGCCUUUUACCGUAACCCAUUGCUAGCUCAGUCCAAUACGAAUAACGAAGAAAGUUUUUUGGAUCUUUACAAAUCCUCCUCCAUGAACAGACGAAGAAAUUCCAGUGACAGAACCCCCAAAAAUGUUGACUCUUCACCCGCCCUCAGCUUAGACAGCAAUUACGAACCUCGUCAUAAAUUUAGCGGACAUCAUUUCAGGAAUCGCAAGUACAGCUUAGGGGUUAAGGCUCCUAAUUUCAAGAAUUUUACGAAUAAUAGCAACAUCGCCAAUAACCAAAACAUCAAUCCCGUCAACCAAAACAAUCUCAACAAUCAUCAUAGCAGGUUCGAGCCCGACAAAUUUAAAAACUUCCCCGGGGGAACCGCCGCUAUCAACGAUUUCUCCGCGAAUCUUAAUUCGUUCAACGUAAUAAAUGAUAAUAACUUUGCCCCCCGUGGCGGUAAAAGCGUAGAAAAUAUUUCGAAAAAACGCGAAGAUUCCGUGAAGAACGGCGGAAAUCAUAUCCACAACUUCAACGACAAUUUUUUCUGCCGACCGCCAAAGCCACAGUCUUCUUACAACCACCACCUCAAAAAAAUCCGAGAUUACGAGGAAGAGGAUAUACAGGUCACUUCUCGCGAUAAUAAUUUUGACCUCAACAAAUUUAGCAACGGCAACAACCGCUUCGACAGUUUCGAUGAUAAUGCCGGUGAUCUGAAGAGUGUCAGAACUUGCUUCGGAACCUGUUCCUUAGAUCCUUUACAGAUAUUUGACCAGAUUCUAUCUCAAAAUGACGAUACGAACGAAUGAAAUAAAGUAGGGUCUUUUUUAUUAAAAAAAAAAAUCGGAAUAGUUAAAUUUGCCAUUAAAACCGGAAACAGCCAAUCCUCCAUUAAUUUAUGUAUUUUAAAAAAAAAUAUGUAGUUGAAGUUAUCUUUACUCAAAAAAAAUCUCAAUAUUUGCCUCUCAUUUAAAUGUUAUUCAAAGCUUUUAUCCUCGUAUUAUUUUUUGUGCAUUUAAUAAUCAUUAAAAUUCUAAAUUCGCUCAUAUGUUUAUAAAUAUGAUGGCAUAGCAAAGGGGGGUUGUGAAAUGAAUACUCAAAUGUCAUUUUAUGCUUCUUAUUUUUAAUAAUUUAUUUUCUUAUUCCCUUUAUAUCACCGCGCGGUAUGCCGGGGCUAUCAUUUUUUAAACCAUGCAUCCGCCGAUUUGUCACCCCACCCUAAACACGUGAUUCUAUAGCAUUUAAUAAUUUUUACCGUUUUUAUAAUACGACAUGUCGCUGAACCAAUUAAAAACAAUUAUUUAUUAUAUUAUUUUUUUUAUUUACAAUCGUGCGAUUUUUAUUUAAAAAAUAAUAAUU